Messenger RNA from Balaenoptera ricei (Rice's whale), 2734 nucleotides. RefSeq names its product mitochondrial amidoxime reducing component 1 (gene MTARC1). Gene Ontology annotation, biological process: nitrate metabolic process. Gene Ontology annotation, cellular component: mitochondrial inner membrane. Lineage: Eukaryota; Metazoa; Chordata; Mammalia; Artiodactyla; Balaenopteridae. The coding region runs from base 230 to 1246 and encodes 338 amino acids. The record is from RefSeq and is a predicted model, not a curated record. The transcript is spliced from 7 exons. Gene Ontology annotation, molecular function: molybdopterin cofactor binding; molybdenum ion binding; nitrate reductase activity.
GAAGCCGAGCCACCACCUCCCACCCGCAGCGCCCCAGGGGCCAGGCCUCAGGAGCAGCGCGCGAUACUCCGGCCGGAAGGAGAUUCGGGAACCGCCCUCCCCUCGGACGCCCGGUUAAGGGCGGCGCCUCCGCCCGCAGCCCCCGGCGGCGGCCGCGCUCCUGCCUGGCUUGUUGGGGGUCCCGGGUGGGCCCCGCUGGAGUCCCCGGCGCGCCCGCGAUCGCUGGGUCAUGGGCGCCGCCGGCUCGUCCGCGCUGGCCCGCCUGGGCCUCCCCGCGCCGCAGCCCCGGCCCCGCUGGCUCGGGGUCGCCGCGCUGGGACUGGCCGCGGUGGCGCUGGGGGCCGUGGCCUGGCGUCGCGCGCGGCCCGGGCGGCGCCGGCGGCUGCAGCAGGUGGGCACCGUGGCAGAGCUCUGGAUCUACCCCGUCAAGUCCUGCAAGGGGGUGUCGGUGAAGGCGGCGGAGUGCACGGCCCUGGGGCUGCGCAGCGGUCACCUGCGGGACAGGUUUUGGCUUGUGAUCAACAAGGAGGGGAAUAUGGUUACUGCUCGACAGGAACCCCGCCUGGUCCUGAUUUCCCUGACCUGUGAGGGUGACACCCUGACCCUCAGUGCAGCCUACACGAAGGACCUGCGGCUGCCCAGCAAGACACCCACCAUAAAUGCAGUGCACAGGUGCAGAGUGCAGGGCCUGGAGAUCGAGGGCAGGGACUGCGGUGAGGCCGCGGCCCAGUGGAUAACAAACUUCCUGAAGACGCAGCCGUACCGCCUGGUGCACUUCGAACCUCACAUGCAACCGAGAAAUUCUCACCAGAUAGAAGACCUGUUUCGACCCACAGACCAGAUCCCGUACUCAGACGCCAGCCCCUUCUUGAUCCUUUCUGAGGCAUCGCUGGCAGAUCUCAACUCCAGGCUAGAGAAGAAAGUUAAGGCAACUAACUUCCGGCCCAAUAUCAUAAUUUCAGGGUGUGGUGUCUAUGCAGAGGACUCAUGGAAUGAGCUUCUUAUUGGCGAUGUGGAACUGAAAAGGGUGAUGGCUUGCUCCAGGUGCAUUUUAACCACGGUGGACCCGGACACGGGCGUCAUGAGCAGGAAGGAGCCUCUAGAGACCCUGAAGAGCUAUCGCCUGUGUGACCCUUCUGAACGAAAGUUAUAUGGAAAAUCACCUCUCUUCGGACAGUAUUUUGUUCUGGAAAACCCAGGGACCAUCCAAGUGGGAGACCCUGUGUACCUGCUCGGCCAGGAAUAGGAAUCAUAUGUCCUGGAAUAGCAGGUGUCUUUAAAAAAUGUCCUAAAAAAUGCCAACACUUGAAGCACAGCAUUUUGGACCUGACACCUCAGCAUUUUCUUUCGAUCUGUGAUCUCCAAGUUUUUCGUCUUUUGGACUCUUCCUUGUGUCUCAGUGCUUCCAACAUCCCAGUGCACCAAGUGAAGAAAGAGAGUUUUGAUAACUUAAUAGGACUUCAGUAAGUCAUUUAAAUGACAAGGCAGGAUUCUAAAAAUCGCUUGUUUAACUGUGAUUGUGGAAUAAUUCUUUCUCCUCCUUCUCCAUUCACCUACCCAGAGGGCUAUCUUCCAUCAUCUCAUUGCUACUCUUUAGGGAAAGAGGAGAGAAGAGAAAGAGUAAGAGUGGGGGAGUGAGAAGAAUGUUCUGGAAUCUUUUAGUACCCCAUGCCCGGGGCAUGCAGUGGAAAUUAAAUAGCUCUCCGAAUAAGGCUGGACUGUCACUUCACUCUUCUCCUCAAGCCCUAGACAAGCUUUUAAAAGGGCAUAAGGAGCCUGACCUUCAGGAAACACUUAGGAUGUUCACUUUCCAUAGAUCAUCUUGGAUCUGGCACUGUUGUCUCUCAGACAGUGUCCAUGAGGAUUUGACGGAUCUUCAUAGCAUGCAGUACCUCUGGGCUGUAGGACAGCAGAGAUGUCAGGGUAGAAAAUCAACUCAUGAGAGCAGCAUUGCAGUCAGACUCUGAUAUGCAAUAUGUGGAAAGCAAGACAAAAACUUCCUUGCCUUGAAACGGAGCAUCAAAUAUAUCCCACUGGUGAGCCCAAACUUUUCCCAGUGUAUGAGAGUGAACAGUAGCACUAAGUAGGGGAAGCACGCUUGCCUGAUGUGGUCUGUUUGAUGCUGUUUGAUGUUGAGAUGCUGUUUGAUGUUGCCCAGGGAAACGAUGGUGCCCGUCUUAAGAGCAAAAAGAAAUAGUCUGAAAAGGACAUGAUGCCACCUAGUGGCAUUGAAUGACAGGUCAGCCUUUCUCAGCUUUUCAGCUGUUGAAGAGAGGGAAAUUUAGGGAUGGGUUUUAGUUUUCUAUCCUAGAAAAUUUUUUUGAAAGAAAGUGGGGUACCCUGCAGGUACUCUCUGUUUCUCUGCUGUGGGCAUUUGGUUCUAAAAGCGUGGCUGUGCUGUCACGGGGUCCUUCUGGAUCUCGCUGGUGCUAUCAACUCAAGACUGCUUGCUCCUCCUCAAAAUCAGGGUGAAAAAGUUCUGAAGUCCAUGGAUGAGAAGAAACGUGAUUGUGUGAUUUGAAAUAAACGACUUUAUUUUAGGUUUUGAAUAAAACCUUCCAAAGGUGAAAAAGAAAACAUAUGCCAAUUCACUUAAAAACCAAUAUCUGAUUUUUCUCCUGAUCAGAUUCUAUAACUCUAAGAUCUGAUGAAGUAUAUCUUUUGUUGCCAUUUUGCCCUUUGACUGUAUUAGGAAGCUAAGUCAUGAAAAAUGUGUUUCAAAACUGUAAAUAAA